UUAUUCAUUCUCACUUAAUAGACGACGUUAGACAUUUGUAGUCGUCACCCCACGCUUAUUCUCAGGUUGUCCUCUCGUUUUUGGCUCUUUCUAUUUAAAAAGCGCUCAGGAAAUGGCAAUCACUCAAGGAGAGAUUCCUAUUCAGAAGGGUGCUUGUUCCCGAGAAAUCGCCUUCAUCCAAGAACAAAACGAAGAAUCUGCUCAAGGCGAAGAGUCUUCAGGGUGUAUUUCAAAGACUUUGGAUCUUCUAGAAUCUACACCUAAUCAGUACCCGUCAAUCACAACUAGUGGUCGGUCAUAUCUUCACUCCCAGUCAGCUCCGAACCUAAGGUGGUUUCAUGUCUGACGUUGUGCUAGUCGUCUUGCUUUGGACUCUACCGAGCCAGCAAUACCAGCCCCUACUGUUUUGCUGACCAG
This is a messenger RNA of Rhizopus microsporus ATCC 52813, 417 nucleotides long. RefSeq lists its product as uncharacterized. The transcript has 2 exons. The coding region runs from base 113 to 346 and encodes 77 amino acids. NCBI's taxonomy places the organism in Eukaryota, Fungi, Mucoromycota, Mucoromycetes, Mucorales, Rhizopodaceae. The record is from RefSeq and is a predicted model, not a curated record.